Messenger RNA from Daktulosphaira vitifoliae (grape phylloxera), 1284 nucleotides. RefSeq names its product mRNA cap guanine-N7 methyltransferase (gene Rnmt). Lineage: Eukaryota; Metazoa; Arthropoda; Insecta; Hemiptera; Phylloxeridae. Gene Ontology annotation, cellular component: nucleus. Gene Ontology annotation, molecular function: mRNA 5'-cap (guanine-N7-)-methyltransferase activity. The record is from RefSeq and is a predicted model, not a curated record. The coding region runs from base 159 to 1169 and encodes 336 amino acids. Gene Ontology annotation, biological process: 7-methylguanosine mRNA capping. The transcript is spliced from 7 exons.
AACCUUAGCUUAUAAUUUCGUCAUGUUGGUUAUGUAUUAAAAAGAUAUUGUUAUUUAUCACUGUUAUCAAUUAACAAUCAAAUAAGUAAACAAUUAGACAACAUUACAAUUUUAUUAUAAGAACCUAGAAAUUAAGUACAUUUCUAGGAAAAUAAGAUAUGGCAAAAAAGGAAUCCAAAGAACAAUUAUCUAUAACCAUAGCUCGACAUUAUGAUAAUGGAGAAAAUAAUUUAUCAGCACGAAAUGAAUCACGAAUAUUAUAUUUAAGAAACUUUAAUAAUUGGGUUAAAUCAACUCUUAUAAAAGAAGCUGGAGAAUUCUUAAAUGAAUUUGGAAUUCGCGAUAAAAAUGUGUUAGACUUGGCAUGUGGUAAAGGUGGGGAUUUAAAUAAAUGGAGAAAUAUGAAUGGUAUCAAAAAUCUUGUAGCUGCAGAUAUAUCAAAUGGAUCAAUAACUAAUUGCAAAUCUCGAUAUGAAGACAUGAAAAGAAGAAGCAAAGAUUCCUUAUUCAAAGCUAAAUUUAUCGUAGCCGAUUGUACUAGAGUUAUGAUAAACCAAUUUUUUAUCAAUACCAAAGCACCAAUACAUCUUGUUAGUUGUCAAUUUGCAUUUCAUUAUUGUUUUGAAAGUAUUCAACAAGCUCAAUGUAUGUUAAGAAAUAUAUCUGAAAAUCUAGUUAGUGGUGGACUUUUUAUAGGAACAAUACCAAGUGCAGAUGAAAUUGUAAGAAGAUUAAAAAAUUGUGGCAACAAAAAGUUUGGAAACAGCAUCUAUAGUAUUGAAUUUGAGUGUAAUACUGACAAAUUACCAUUAUUUGGAGCUAAAUACAAUUUCCAUUUAGAAGGCGUUGUCGAUUGUCCUGAGUUUUUAGUUCAUUUUCCAUUGUUGAUAGAAUUAGCAAAAAAAUUUGGAUUGGAACUUAAAAUGAAAAUGAAUUUCUCUGAAUAUUUUAAAAAAUAUUCUAUUUUAGAUUUAAAAUUUUUAAGUCGUAUUAGAGCAUUAGAGUUGUAUCCGCCACACAAUGGAAAUAAGACAAUGGGAAUAGAUGAAGAAUACAUAAAAGCAAAACAGUUUUUAGUAGAUAGUAAUAUUAAUAGUGUAGGAACUUUGACAGUUUCCGAGUGGGAAGUUGCAACCCUGUAUAUGGUCUUUAUGUUUCAAAAAACCUAGUAAUCAUUAAUUAAAAGCUAACUACCAAUGUAAAAUCAUUGGGUAUUAACAAAAACAUGAUAGGCUUAAAGAAAAUAUUGCCUACCCAAAAUAGAUGACUGAAUGUCAAUGUAAU